Eurypyga helias (sunbittern) is the source of this 774-nucleotide messenger RNA. It is a transcript of the gene FIBCD1, whose product is annotated as fibrinogen C domain containing 1. The record is from RefSeq and is a predicted model, not a curated record. Lineage: Eukaryota; Metazoa; Chordata; Aves; Eurypygiformes; Eurypygidae. The transcript is spliced from 3 exons. The annotation marks the transcript as partial.
AGGAUGAGCUGCGGGUACAUCCUGUGCACUGUCCUGCUCUCGGUGGCUGUCCUCCUGGCAGUGACGGUCACGGGGGCCAUCCUCUUCAUGAACCACUACCAUGCGCCCGUCACCGAGUCACCCCCCGUCAUCAGCACCAACCCCGAGGAAGCCAACGCGCUGGUCACCAUCGAGAAAGCCGACAGUUCCCGCAUCAACAUCUUCAUCGACCCCAACUGCCCCGAUGCGGCGGGCCCCUUCGGGCGCCUGGAGGGGCUGCAGACCUCGCUGCUGCGCACCGUCACCGACCACGAUGCCGAGGCCAAGGCCACCAGGAGCCAGCAGAAGGCCUUGCUGGUCACCGUGGCAGACGAGGUGGCCAAGGUGCUGACCCACGCCGUGCAGCUGCGUGCCGACUGUGACGGGCUCAAGAAGGGGCACAGCACCAUGGGGCAGGAGCUCAGCACCCUGCAGGGGGAGCAGGGCAGGCUCAUCCAGCUGCUCUCGGAGAGCCAGACCAACAUGGCUCGGCUGGUGAGCUCCGUCAGCGACGUCCUCGACACGCUGCAGAAGGAGCGUGGCAGUGCCCGGCCCCGGCUCAAGGCCGACUUGCAGCGAGCACCAGCCAGGGGAGCACGGCCCCGGGGCUGCUCCAACGGCUCCCGGCCCCGAGACUGCUUUGACAUCUACGCGAGCGGACAGCAAGAGGACGGGAUUUACUCCAUCUUCCCCACGCACUAUCCCUCUGGCUUCCAGGUCUACUGUGACAUGACGACGGACGGGGGCGGCUGGACG